AUGUCUGAUCAGAUUCCCAUCACGGAUGCCAACCUUCUCAAGAAGCUUAGGGAUACCAUCGACAAUGGGCUUCGUGAUAUAAGAUCGCAAACUGAUGAAGAUUCCAUUGACUGGAAAGCUAAGUUGAAGGAACUUUUGGACGAGAUUUACAAUCUCUGCAGUGAAAAUUGGAAUCUUCUGAGGUUCGUUGCUUACGCUGUAGCCGCUGUAGGCGCAGCACUCGUAAUCCCGAUAAUACUCCAGAUUGCAGGGUUCAGUCUGCUUGGUCCUGUCGCAGGUAGCUUCGCAGCAGCGUGGCAGGCAUCUGUCGGUAAUGUCGUUGCGGGUAGCUUGUUUGCUUUCCUUCAAAGCAUCAGCAUGGCCCCUGCCACGGCGAUGACAACAGGUGCAUUAAUCACUUUUGGGGUGUUCUUGUGGGUUGAGCUGAAAAAGGAGCCCGAUGCUCCAGCUAAACCUGGACCUGACGAUGGUGAUGAUGGGGCUCCCGGUGAUGGAACCCCUCCGGGAAAUGCUCAAAAAAGUGGGGCAGGGCGAAGAUUGCUAAAUCCUUUGCGCUCAGUAUAUGAUGGUUAUCGAGUCGCUCGAUACGGCUUCAGCGGCAAGACUCGAUUCAGAGGUUAA
Molecule: messenger RNA, 621 nt
Organism: Orbilia oligospora ATCC 24927
Lineage: Eukaryota; Fungi; Ascomycota; Orbiliomycetes; Orbiliales; Orbiliaceae
Exons: 2
Coding region: 1-621 (206 amino acids)
Cellular component (GO): membrane
Source: RefSeq, a predicted model, not a curated record